AUGUCCACCCCGAGCGAGAGAAGGCGGGUCCUGAACAGGGUUCUCAACCAAAACCCUUACGAUGAUGCAGAGAGACCAGGGCUCUGGAUCUACCUGAUUUGGCUCUGCCUAACUGUUCGAAAGGGUAGACAGCCCGAUUUCGAAGCCGUGGCAGAAGAGACCGGCUACUCGGCCCUCUACCUUGAGGAAGCCUUUCGGGAAUUGUCUUUGCACGGUGACAAAGUUCGGGCUCUGGCUAAUGAGACCAUUGCUCAGACGGAGAAAGAGGACAACAAGGAGAAGAAGAAGAGGCAACAGGAGGCGUAA
Molecule: messenger RNA, 306 nt
Organism: Penicillium brasilianum
Lineage: Eukaryota; Fungi; Ascomycota; Eurotiomycetes; Eurotiales; Aspergillaceae
Source: the annotation of a GenBank genome assembly